This is a messenger RNA of Lachancea dasiensis, 651 nucleotides long. The record is from the annotation of a GenBank genome assembly. NCBI's taxonomy places the organism in Eukaryota, Fungi, Ascomycota, Saccharomycetes, Saccharomycetales, Saccharomycetaceae.
AUGUCAACCGAACCAUUCAAAAAUGUGGUGUUGCUGCCACAAACUAACCAAUUACUUGGGCUAUAUACCAUUAUUAGAGAUCAAACCACACGGAGACCAGACUUUAUCUUUUACGCGGACAGAAUCAUCCGGUUGCUGGUUGAAGAAGGAUUGAAUCAUCUUCCAGUAACACCUAAGGUUGUAGAAACUUCCACGAACCAAAAAUUUGAUGGUGUGUCAUUCUUGGGCAAAAUUUGUGGUGUUUCCAUUGUAAGAGCAGGCGAAUCUAUGGAACAGGGUCUCAGAGAGUGCUGUCGUUCCGUGCGUAUUGGUAAAAUUUUGAUCCAAAGAGAUGAAGAAACUGCUUUGCCAAGGCUCUUUUUCGAAAAACUUCCCGAAGAUAUCUCAGAAAGGUUUGUAUUUCUAUUGGACCCCAUGUUAGCCACUGGUGGCAGUGCUGCCAUGGCCACAGAAGUGCUGAUCAAAAGAGGAGUUAAACAAGAGCGUAUAUUUUUUUUGAAUCUCAUUUGCAGCAAAGAAGGAAUUGACCUUUACCACGCUAAAUUUCCUAACGUUAAAAUCGUGACUGGUGCCAUCGAUUCUGGGCUAGACGAAAACAGAUAUCUUGUUCCUGGCCUUGGGGACUUUGGUGAUAGAUAUUACUGCAUAUAA